Molecule: messenger RNA, 1288 nt
Organism: Pogona vitticeps (central bearded dragon)
Lineage: Eukaryota; Metazoa; Chordata; Lepidosauria; Squamata; Agamidae
Source: RefSeq, a predicted model, not a curated record
CACUUGUAUUUAAGGAAGGCCAAGUGUCGCGUCCUCAAGGAACUCCUCUUCAGAAAGUGAGAAGUGUCCUGCGCGUAAAAAUGGAGAAAAUGCUGAUGAAACACAAGGGCCAAAUAUGGUGAUCCAUGUGUGUGAUGAAGCAAAAAAUCUGAAGGAAGAUUUUGUCUGUCCGCGAGAUCUCUUGAUUUCUGAAAUGAAGUACUUUGCCGAAUACCUGUCGGUGGAUGCCCAGCGCUGGGAAGAGGUGGACAUUUCGGUUCACUGUGACGUUCACAUCUUUAACUGGUUGAUUCGAUACGUUAAGAGGAACACUAAGGAGUAUGAACUACAUGAAGUACCUACCUUAGAACCAAGCAAUGUCAUUUCAAUUCUGAUUUCCUCGGAGUUCCUGAAGAUGGACUCUUUAGUGGAAAAAUGUAUUAAUUAUUGCCAUAAGAAUAUGAGUGCCAUUGUAGCCACGCCUUGCAACAUGAAUUGCAUCAACGCUAACCUUCUGACGCGUAUAGCAGAUCUUUUCACCCAUAACGAAUUAGAAGAGGUGAAGGACAAAAGAGAUAAAUUUAAGAGCAAACUUUUCUGUAAGAAGAUAGAACGCUUAUUUGAUCCUGACUACCAGAACCCAGAUUCAAGGGGAAAUGCAGCAACCCUGUAUAGGUGCUGUUUAUGUAAGAAACUUCUCAUUAAGGAUACAGAAAGGAGAAUUCCCUGUGUUCCUGGGAAGAUUAAUGUUGAUCAACAUGGAAAUAUCAUCUAUAUCCACAUAAGAGAUAAAUCUUGGGAUGUUCAUGAGUACUUGCUCAGUCUUUUUGAAGAGCUAAAAUCUUGGCGAGAUGUAUACUGGCGUCUUUGGGGAACUGUCAAUUGGUUGACAUGUUCAAGAUGUAAUCAAACCUUUCCAUGCACUGAAUUCUCACAUUGCCAAUACCAUCCUCAGCCGGUGCUCUACCCAGGUGUGGCAAGUGCUCUUGGUUCAACGGGCACCGGAGUUUAUCCCUGUUGUAACCAAAGGGUUCUUCGAUUUGAUCCUGCUCCUCUUCCAAAAGGAUGUAAAGUAAGGGACCAUGUCAUUGGCUUGCCCGCUGGAGGAGAAGGAGGGGAUGCCAUGCCCUAUCACACUGCUAAAAUCCUGAGUGACUUUACUCAGCACAGAAAUGUCCUUAUCGUGCCUUUUUCCAAAGACCAAAACAGUGAUUAUGGAAUUGGGUUGAACGACGAGAAGGGUAUUGAAUGCGAUGUGCUGUUGGAACCGAAUUCAUCGUGGGGCCCCAAAGCAGGAGAAAUCAAUGCU